AUGGCAGAAACAUGCAUUGUCUGCCUCGGUGACCUUCGCACCACAUACGACGAAGAUCCUCCACCACAGGCGGGAACCGCUGCGCCAAGUGCUGAUGCCAGCAAGGGCGCUAACGCCAAGACUACCAUAAUGUCCAAUGCCAAAAGAUCGAUACGAUAUUCGCCGGAUGAGCUUGGAAGGCCAUGGGUUGAGCGAGCCAACAGCUGUCCGAUAUGCCGCACAACUUUCAACGUGGUCGAAAUCAGUCGCACGAUCGGCGGAACUGUGGUUGACAGCUACCCCGUCCAGGACAAAACGCAAGAGGCGGAGAUCGAUGCCAGUAUGGUGGUGGAGGAUGAACUAUUUGCAGUCGAAGCAUGGGAACCUUGCAUCGUGUGUGGCUUCGACGACGCUCCUGAUGUGUGGUACUGUGAAACAUGUCUGGUAGAUUUGGAGAAUGAUGCAGAUCUGCCAGGUCUUGCAUCGGCUGCUCGUGGUCGACGUCGAAGACAGCGCGGCGCACAUAAUAACGGUAACGGCAACGGCAACCGCGGCGCUCCUCGUCGACGCCGCAACAACGACGCAAUCUGGGCUCGAGUAUGGCAGGAAGUUUCACGCCGGCUUGACCUUGAUCUCGACUUUCCUUUUGACGAGGAGGUAGAGGAUCCUCGACGUACUGCCGAGAACCGGCGCGAAUUCCGACGAUGGCAAGAACGCUUCGAGGUUGCCAGCCGAGUGGGAGCAACGAACAGACUUCGAGGUAUCGCCCAAGCCAGCCUGAACAGUAGUCAUGUUCCACCGCAGCGCAAUCCCGAAUCUCAAGAAGAGAUCCGCGCUUGGAAUGCGUUCGAUAAGGCACGAGAUUCGCAAGAUGCGCCGGUGAACCUCAGGCGUCGGAAGCGCCGCGCCACACAAUCUCCUGCAUCACCAUCAGAACCCGAGCAACAGGCAGAACAACCUCAGCUUAAGCGGCCCAGAUUAAAGCGACCACCAGCUGACAACCAAGCGGAGUCGUCCAACGCAGCGGCCAGAAGGAACGCGGAAGAACCGACGUUUCUCUCCUCGCUCCUCCGCGAAGUCGAAAAUAAGCCAAUGUCGGCAUCUUCUCCCGCAACCUCGGAUCACAUCUAUGAACAGUUUUCACCAGCACGCUCGCCAGAAUCAUCAGAGCCUGGAACGCCCAAAGCUGUCACGCCGCCACCACAUCGACCUCUAUCGCCGCCGCUAUCCUCAGCUGUAGUUCCAGCACCGUCAUCUAUUGCGGCCACUUUCUCACCCUUCUCACCGACCACGACGCGUGACGAUGUUGUUCGAUCUCGUGGUCGUCGACGUCGGGAAUUGGAUGAGCGCGAAGGCAGAGACGAUGAUUCGGACCACCAACGUGCAUCAUCGCAUUCUCCUUCGCGGGGUCUUUCCUACCCGGCUAAGCAAGAAAUCCAGCGGAUGGUGAAGCUUGCCUUAGGCAGUCGAUACCGUGAUAAUCAGAUCACCAAAGAUCAAUACACUGAUAUCAACCGAGACGUCUCGAGAAAGUUAUAUGAACUGAUUCCGAGCGCAACAUCACUUGCAGAUCAGGGAGAAAGAGAGAGGCUACAGAGCGUAGCAAACGACGAGGUGCAGAAAGCAGUGACUGCGCUCUCGGCGGCCAGUCCGGCGCCUGAAGAAACGCCGCCGGGAUAGAAACCACAGUCAUUGGUUUGAGCUCGGAGUUAAAUGGGGAUGACUGCGAAUAGAUACCCUCUUACGACAGCGAUGAAGCGACGGAUUUUGCAUUUCUGUAAAUACCCUCAGCAUGAGACACGAAGAAACAUAUUGCUGGGUCUGUCCAUAGCGGCGACCAGCUCGCAUUG
This is a messenger RNA of Pseudocercospora fijiensis CIRAD86, 1829 nucleotides long. RefSeq lists its product as uncharacterized. The transcript has 4 exons. The coding region runs from base 1 to 1659 and encodes 552 amino acids. NCBI's taxonomy places the organism in Eukaryota, Fungi, Ascomycota, Dothideomycetes, Mycosphaerellales, Mycosphaerellaceae. The record is from RefSeq and is a predicted model, not a curated record.